CUUAUCCAUUAAUGGAUUUUUGGUGAAUCUAAAAUUAAACGUUUCAGAGUUAAAUUCCAUUUUUUAGAUGCAACACGAGUAAAUAGUGGUCGCUGAUUGGUCGGCUUGGGAGGGAAGUUUUAAACAACAAAGCUUGCCAGAGUGGAGCCAAAUUUUAAAAUCUCAUCGAAUAAUUUUACGCAAAGUCACUUUCGGUUGCUCAAAUUUUGUUUUUAUUGAUCCAGUUUGAUAGAACUAAAUUGAAAAAUGGCAAAGGACCGAGAAAAAGUUGAACGUCAAAAUGAAGAGACCCUGCCGUCUUUCAUCAUGCUCUCCCCGAUUUCCGAACUCGACCAGCGUGACGGGAGACGUCAGACAACAUGCCUUACAAGACCUCACAUCUAUGUCGGACCACACGACGGCCGGUCCCUCAGUACCAGUACGCCCCACUCGCGACGCAGCCUCCCACUGGAGUUACCAUCGUUUGAUGAAGUUGACGGCUGCCUUUUACGAACACCCAGUCUCCCUGUCCUCGAAACAUUCGUUAGCGACAAUUCCGUUUGUACGCCAAGUGGAGAAGAAAAUCAUAAAACAGACACCUCUUUUAGAGUUCCUGGUGUUCCAGCUUUUGACUUGGACAGCUUCGUCAUCAUCGAGGGAGAGGACGAACUGAAAAAGUGUGAAAAUAAACCUGAUAGUGAUAGUUCUCUCCAAAGUAACGAAACGAUGAAGCCAGUUGAAAACGCGACAACACAGGACAUGAAUGAAAGUGACACUAGUUUACCAGCCCCAGAUGUGAUUUCGUCGUCGUUUGAAUUCAAGAAACCUCUAUCGUCUCCUCCCUGGAGUAGAAAACGCCUCCCAGUUGCCUCGGUUACUCAACUACACAAGGAUUCGCUUCGAGACGAGAGUGAUGCGCCAUGUUACUGUCACUGUCAGGUCCCCACCAAAGGCGAAGCAGACUUUACAAAUAUUUCAGUCCAGUCUGACCGAUCUCUAAGCAAUAAUUCGAUUCUCUCAACCUGCAUGGACUUGUCUGUUGUGAGCCACAAUGACUCAGGCUACCAGACUUUCAACAGCACUGCGUCCUCCGUGAUGGAAAACACUCAGAAUCUGUCUUGCGCCAGUAACAAAGACAUUGCGCUCGUCCCUCCAAUGCCCUACAUUCCGCUACCCCCGUUUCCAAUAUCUGCUGAAGUGAAACAACUCACAUUCGAAGAAGCCUUAGAAAAGCAUUCGCCUUCAUAUCAAACAUUCCGAGACGCCAUGAUCGGACGGAAAAUUGGCAUCGAAGCUGUUGAUAUCGUUUCGGCACUUCACAACAAGGGAGCGUGGCCAUGUUUGCGUCUCAUCUUCAGUAAGCUGGACGUGAAGGACUUAAAGUGCGUCUGUUCUGUCAGUAGGACGUGGAAGAGGGUGUGUCUAGAGGACACGCGGACGAGGCAGCGACUAAAAGAUGAUAAGACGAAAUCUAGGGACAAGGCUCUGUUCUUGGGCAAGGAGAACCUACAGAAGCUGAAGCUGAGAGCAGCAGCAUCAGUAGCUGCAUCGACCGAUCUAACGUCUCGGAAGAAGCCAGCCCUUUCAUGCAACUCGUUCCUACAGAAUAAAGAGAAGUUGUCAACUGCUCUGCCCAUCUCACCAACCAAGCUUCUGACCAGGGGUGAACAGUAUGUGCAGGAGGCUUCAAAGUUAAAGAACGAGGAAUAUCUUGACCAAUGUCCACGCUGCGUCUUCCCGGCCAAGGUUCACAAGGUGCAAGAGAGAGGGCGUUGCACGAAACAGACCUGUUUGUACGAUUACUGCAUCAAGUGUCGCAUGGCGUUUCAUGGCUCAAAACCUUGUUCGGUCGUCGAAGGGAAUCGGACAAAGAUGGGCGGUGUAGCGACAAAACGGAGCAAGAAAAAUUUGAGACGAUUGUGACAGCUUGUGUUAUGGUGAUACAAAGCUGACUUUUUUGCCUCUGGUGUCUAUCUACUGAACUCUCAGUGGUAGAGACUUCUUGCCUUCUCUCCAAAGCAGAGAUGCUAACUGCUGUUUGGGCUCUGUCGGCUGGGACCAAUCAAGAUAUGAGGUUCAUCAAAGCCAAUCUGCAGCACAGUGCCAUGGCCGUGAAAGCUAAGGAUGAAUUGUAUACUAUGGGAUUAGGUCUCUUCAGGCCCUGGCUCAACAAGUUUUCUUGGACAUUUAGACAGCCGCUUCGAGCGAGUGGAUUUUUGAGAAAACUAUACACAAACAUUUUACACAUACAAUUUACAACAUUGAUUUUAUAUUGAAAUGAGGGAUUAUGAGGACUGCCAAUCCGUAUGUGUUCACUAAAAUAAUCAUGCAUUUCUUUAUUCACGUAAUUCUAUGUUAGAAGUUUGGCCAAUUGAAGUGUUCAAAGUUUAUUAGUGCAUUUAACUAGUUGGUAAUAUUCUUGGGCGGGUAAAAGCAUGUUGCAUGUUCAUUUAGCCAGGUGGGUGGGCGUUGCGUGCAUUGGGAGAUCAAGAGAUCAGCAAUAUUUUAAACUAGUGCCUUACAUGUUGUGUGUUGUCUUAUACGAUUUU
Messenger RNA from Lineus longissimus, 2528 nucleotides. RefSeq names its product F-box only protein 43-like. The transcript has 4 exons. Gene Ontology annotation, cellular component: nucleus. The record is from RefSeq and is a predicted model, not a curated record. The coding region runs from base 247 to 1902 and encodes 551 amino acids. Gene Ontology annotation, biological process: regulation of mitotic nuclear division; negative regulation of meiotic nuclear division. Gene Ontology annotation, molecular function: protein binding. Lineage: Eukaryota; Metazoa; Nemertea; Pilidiophora; Heteronemertea; Lineidae.